UUUGAAAGUCGUCCACUUGCUUGAGACGUUGAGUGUUGUGGUCCUUGCUUGCUGGCUUUGGCUUUGCAGUUUGAGCAGUUUUGGUACAUAAAAAAUGUAUGUACACGGAUACAGAGAGAGAAAAUUCGCUUCAUAGUCGUCUGGUUUUGUUGUCCUGGCCCUCGGCGCGGUGGCGGUUGAGGUAGACUUCUUGCGCUACUGUAGCCUCAGGAAUCGAAUGCGUUUUCACUGUCUCAUCUAUGACUGUCUUGUAGAUAUUUGCUUUUUAUUGCUGAGUAAUUGUUGUGAAACUCACUCGCCACCAUGCUCUCAAGCUCGAAACUAGUUGUGCUUGCUUUGUAGUAGUGCCGGCUACUUGCUCUGCUUUCCUGUGUGGGGCUUGCGUCGUUGGCGUUUUCUGUUGAUUAGCAAACGAGCGAGGAGCUCCAUUGCCGUGUCAACGCCGCCGUUUACGGUGGAGAGAAGGAUUAUGUCCAUUGCCACUCCAACAAGUGUGGAGCGAUGCGAUAGUGGAACUGCUGAGGAUAUGCUUACCCGUCACGUUUGUGCUGACAAUAGCAUGGUGAUAGAACCCAGUAGCAUGGACGAACAUGCAUCAGCAACGUUCACUGUCUUCGACUCGUGGCAGCCGCAUGACCAGAUAGAAUUUGCCAAGCGUAUGCUUGAUCGAAUGACCCAUUUCCAGCAAGGUCAAAUCUCCAAUUACUUGCUUCAAAUUCUUCAACGGGAUUUCAUUUCGUGUUUGCCAGCGAGUGGCCAUUUCGACUUGGCAGUCAAGAUUCUCAUGUACCUUGAUCCAGCAUCGGUGUGUAAGGCUGAGCUUGUCUGUCGGAACUGGUACAAUGUUAUCCAGAGUGGUCGCAUAUGGAAACGCCUGAUUGAACAUCGGGUGCGCACUGACAAAGCUUGGGAGAAUGUUGCAAAGAAGAGGAAAUGGCGCGCUUUUCUCUAUCAUUCCAACACACAAGAUGACCAACUUGAAGGCGAGUACUUCCGUGGCCUCUACCCCGUUAUCAUCCGUGACACGCUUAGCUUGGAGCAAAACUGGCGUGACGGGCCUCCUGAGCUUCACCGCAUUCGUUGCCAGAGUGAAAACAACAAGGGUGUUUAUUGCUUGCAGUAUGACGAUGAUAAGAUUGUGUCAGGACUUCGGGACCACACCAUCAAAGUCUGGGACCGAAAGUCUUUGGACUGCAAGCAUAUUUUCACUGGCCACACUGGGUCAGUACUGUGCCUGCAGUACGAUGAGAAUAUCAUAAUUACUGGAUCUAGCGACACUACGAUUCAUGUCUGGUGUAUUACGACUGGUGAGAUUCUGAAUGUUGUGAAGCAUCAUACUGAGGCAGUGUUGCAUCUGCGAUUUCAAGGUGACAUGCUGGUCACAUGUUCCAAGGACCGCAACAUUGCUGUUUGGAGAAUCCACUCGCCGAAUCGUUUCGAAUUAAGAGAGAUUCUCACUGGUCAUAGGGCGGCAGUGAACGUCGUUGACUUUGACGACAAAUUCAUUGUGUCGGCAUCAGGCGAUCGAUCAUUGCGGGUAUGGCGGACAUCAGAUCUGCAGCACGUGAGAACCCUGCACGGCCACCGAAGAGGGAUUGCGUGCUUGCAAUAUCGUGACCGUUUGGUUGUUAGCGGCUCUUCAGAUUUCACGAUCAAACUGUGGGAUGUUGAGUGUGGUGCUUGUUUGCGCACAUUGGAAGGACACAAUGAGCUCGUCCGGUGCAUUCGAUUUGACGAGAAUCGUAUUGUUAGUGGUGCUUACGAUGGCCUGAUCAAGGUGUGGGACUUGAAAGCUGCUCUAAAUCCAAGAUCUCCAAACAAGGACUUGUGCAUCAAAACAUUGGAGGAACAUGGCGGUAGAGUGUUCCGGCUUCAGUUUGAUCAGUUUCAGAUCAUUAGUAGUUCACACGACGACACCAUUGUGAUUUGGGACUUUGUUACACCCAGCGAUGACAAGAACGAUCCCUUGCCAUUGUGGAUGAACGACGAUGAAGGCUCAAUGGAGGUUGUGUGAAGCUGCAUCCAACCUGAAGGGUAAUCAAACUUGCUUGCUUACUCCUCGCCAUAUUCUUUGGCCAACUUUGAUAUGAACACUGUCCGUAUUUCUGUGCGUGGUGGUGUGCACACGUCCGAUGCAACUGUAGCCGUCUGCAACUCAGUGCAACAAUUUAUUAUUUUUUUAUCCUCAAAGCAUUUUUGAAUUCAUCCUAUCAUACGGCCGGCCGUCCGAAUUCGGCCAUGCCGCAGCACACUCUCGAAUUUAUUGCACCGAAUACACUCUACUUCUUGGUGUCUGAGACGUCGUCUUCCACAGUUACGAGUGAAGUGAUUACUAUUGACGCGUGGAAAGCACGGUAGUGGGCAUUGCUCUUCUGCUGGGUGCUUCUCCUUGCACAUAAUUAGUUGCCCGAGUCGAACAGCACUUGCAGAAUAUUUAGCAUAGUGUUGUGCUCCACAGCCACCCAGAUACAAAAAAUUCAUCAAUGUAAAGUCCCCUCAUGUCAUGGCAUCUGCUCUAGCUUCGGCCAUCCCUUUCAAGAAAAUUAGUUGUCUGCUGGUUAGCUUCCCCCUCAUGCUUAGUGGGGCAUCAUUGAUGUGUGUAGCUCAGACACUAGACCAAUGCCUUUCCUUUCUAAUCUCUCUGUUAGACUUUUUCUGUAGGAGUUUUAUCGUACUUGACGUACAUGCAUAUCUCUGUGUCUUGGUGCAUUCAUAUCAAUAAUCAUUGUUUGUGUGACGUGUGUGACGUGUGUGUGUGUGUGUGUGUGUGUGUUAGUUUAGAAGUGAGCAUGCUACUUUACAGUGAAGUCCAUCAUUAUUAUCACCGCCAUCAUCAUAUUCAUGAUCAUUCAUUAUAAUCCUUUAUAUUCAAGGCACUUGUUCAGUUUUGUAAAGUGCUUUCUCAACAUGACUGUGUUGUACUGCUUCAAACGGUAUGUCCGCAUGGCUUCAGUGUCUUUUCAGUUUAUCUUAGCGUUGAUUGCAUUGUCUCAUAAUUAUGUUAUGGUACGAUAAAUUAUUUUACUUUUGCUGAUCGUUUAUCAACAUGCGCUGUGCUAUGGCUCAUCCAAUGUGUUACUUGUCCCGCCGUGGCUGGGUUCUGUGUGCAUCAUGCCUAGCUGUACCGACAGCAUGCAUGAUUCCCAUAGUACUUCACAAACAACAGAAAGUGUGUUCUCUGCA
Molecule: messenger RNA, 3183 nt
Organism: Sycon ciliatum
Lineage: Eukaryota; Metazoa; Porifera; Calcarea; Leucosolenida; Sycettidae
Product: F-box and WD repeat domain-containing 11-B-like
Exons: 12
Coding region: 470-2014 (514 amino acids)
Molecular function (GO): protein dimerization activity
Source: RefSeq, a predicted model, not a curated record